AUGCAAGCACCUAAGCGGCUGAAAAAGGGGGCCGAAGUGAAAAUACAGGCGGAAGUGCUUGAGAAAGAUGAGACCGAACUGCGGCUCGAGAAGGCACUCUUCGGAGACGAGGCAGGCUUUCUUGAAUCGCUGAAAAGAGACCAAGUCCAGGACGAUCGGUCGUUGGUGCGGCGCAAGCGUGGAAAGGACGACCAGUCUGAAGAAGAUGAGGCUGAUGGGGGACUGAGCGACGUGGCGGACGGAGACUUGUUUUUUCUCGACUCCGGAGCCGACCGUCUGCCUCCCUCCGUUUCGAAGGAACUCGAACGUACCGAACAGGUGCACACUCACCUACAUCCAGAUGCCGUGUGGCAUGAUAGCGACGAUGACCGAAUAACCGUCUCGCUCGCCUCGAACACUCGACUGCGAAAACUUCGUGACACGGAAGCCGACGACGUGGUUAGUGGGAGAGAAUACAUCCAGAGACUGCGCCGACAGUACGAGAGGCUCCACCCCACGCCGGAGUGGGUAACAUAUGCUAGGAAGAGGAGAAAGCUGUCAUCUCGUUCCGACGAACAUGAUGCAGCGUCAGAUUCAGAUGUGUCCAUGGGCGAGGACACCCUGCCCUCGGCCCAACCACUGGCGGAACUUCUACGAACAGCAGGUUCUCUGACACGGACAGACACCAAGCACCCAGGUGCCAAAGGAGUGCGGAAGUUACGGCCUGAAGUCAUCGACAUCCAGCGCUGCAAGGAUGUGGCGGGCUCAGGCCCUUCGUCUGUCGACACCUUGCAAUUCCACCCCUACUACCCUCUCCUUCUUGCGGCCGGUCCAAGUUCGACAGUCACGCUGUACCACAUCUCGCCCCAACCGCCGAACCCGAACCCGAUUCUGACCUCCCUACACCUGAAAGGCACGCCUCUGCACACGGCAGCCUUCUGCCGGCCGCGAGCACAACCUGCGCCGGACGAUGCGAGCGAAGCACAUGAUCCGACGAAAGUCUUCCUUUCCUCCCGGCGCCGUUAUUUCCAUACUUGGUCGCUGUCCACCGGCACUGUGACCAAAGUGACUCGUGCGCUCUACGGCCAGGCCCGCAAAGAGCAGCGGACAAUGGAAGCCUUCAAGCUCUCCCCCUGCGGCCGCUACAUGGGACUUGUCGGGUCGUCGAAGAAAGGCGGCGGAAGCAUCAAUGUGUUGUCGACGGAGACCAUGCAGUGGCUGUGCAGUUGCCGGAUUGAUUCGCGCGGGGGCGUGGCGGACUUUGCGUGGUGGCGCAAUGGAGACGGGUUUGCAGUGGUGGGCAAGAACGGAGAGGUGAGCGAGUACGACAUCGAGGCGCGGAGGGUCGUCAUGAGAUGGAUGGACGAGGGCGCCGUCGGCACCACCGUCAUUGCGUUGGGCGGCGACGCCGGGCAGCAAUGCCAGGGCGGAAGCCGUUGGGUCGCCGUGGGCUCUUCGAGCGGCGUGGUCAACUUGUACGAUCGGCGCGGGUGGAUGGGGACAGGUGAUCCCGGCGACCACGUCGCCGACAAGGACGACAGGCCUAAGCCCGCCAGGAUGUUCGACCAGCUCACGACGCCGAUCUCGCACCUCGAGUUCUCGCAAGACGGCCAGAUGCUGGUCAUGACGUCGCGCUGGAAGAAGAACGCCCUGAGACUCGCGCACCUCCCGAGCUGCACGUUGUACAGGAACUGGCCGACGGACAAGACGCCUCUGGGUAGGAUCAGCGCCGCCGCUUUGUCCCCAGACGGGAGCUACCUCGCGGUGGGCAACGAGCAAGGGAAGAUCAGACUGUGGGAAAUCCGCGAGUAG
This is a messenger RNA of Fonsecaea erecta, 1791 nucleotides long. RefSeq lists its product as hypothetical. Gene Ontology annotation, molecular function: protein binding. The record is from RefSeq and is a predicted model, not a curated record. Gene Ontology annotation, cellular component: small-subunit processome; Pwp2p-containing subcomplex of 90S preribosome. Lineage: Eukaryota; Fungi; Ascomycota; Eurotiomycetes; Chaetothyriales; Herpotrichiellaceae. The coding region runs from base 1 to 1791 and encodes 596 amino acids. The transcript is spliced from 2 exons. Gene Ontology annotation, biological process: rRNA processing.